Molecule: messenger RNA, 2064 nt
Organism: Alternaria atra
Lineage: Eukaryota; Fungi; Ascomycota; Dothideomycetes; Pleosporales; Pleosporaceae
Exons: 4
Coding region: 1-2064 (687 amino acids)
Molecular function (GO): actin binding
Source: RefSeq, a predicted model, not a curated record
AUGCCGUCGAUUCUCUCCGACGAGGACAAGCAGACGGUGAAGCGCACCGUGCCCAAGUCGGCCAACAAGAUCCAUACCGUCGCCGUCGCCAAGUUGUACAUUGCCUACCCCGACCCGCGCCGAUGGACCUACACGGGCUUGCAGGGCGCCGUCGUGCUGGCGAACGACCUGGUCGGCAAUACAUUCUGGCUCAAGAUGGUGGACAUAUCGCCCCACGGUCGCGGUGUUAUCUGGGACCAGGAGAUCUACGACACCUUCUCCUACAACCAGGACCGCGUCUUCUUCCACACCUUUGAGCUUGAGGAUUGUCUAGCAGGCCUGUCUUUCGCCGACGAGAAGGAAGCCAAGACGUUCAAGAAGAAGCUCGACGACCGCGAAAAAAACGCCCACAAGAACACAAAGAACAAACCUUUCAGCGCAUCCGCAGGGACCAGCGCGCCUGCAGCGAACGGCAAGAGCGGUGGUGGUCAUGGCCACGGCCUGCUGGGAGGGCUCUUCGGACACCGCCAUUCUUCCCAACCUGGCCCGCCGCCAGCAUCCAUCAUUCCACCCACCAAUGUUACAUCGCCUGUACAAAGCACCCAUUCCAACGCCACAAGUGCUCGCAACUCCGCCAUCGACACCACCGAUCCAUCAUGGCAGCCGCUUUUGAAGGAACUGCUGGCCAUGGGCAUCACCGAGGACCAGAUCGAAGAAAACGCCGAUUUCAUUAAGCUGUACAUUGAGCAGAGGAAGACGGAGGAGAAGCUCAAGGAUGAAAACAACCAGCGCAAAUCCAGAGCGCCUCCCCCUCCCCCACCGAGUGCGCCCCCCAUAGCGGCAUCUCUCAGCCCUCAGAACACUGGUGGAUCCAAGCGAGGACCUCCACCCGCACCUCCGCCAGCGCGAAGAACAAGGACAGACGCAGCCAUCAAUCGCAACUCUUCGGGAAGCCCUGCGCCGCCAUCACCACCGCGGGAAGCUUCACCCCCUCCAGGACCACCCAAGCCUGUUUUCAGAGCGCCUCCGCCUAUUGCGGAAGCAGGAAAGUUUGCGAAUAUGCCUCCUGCACCACCAAGCAGAGCGCGCGCCUCAUCCAACGCCGCCAACCCAGGGCCUCCACCGCCGCCGCGCCCACCAAAGACACCCGUACCCGACGAAGAGAGACCAGUGGGAGGCAAGUUUGGCGUGCCACCGCCCUUCACAGGCAACCGCGUACCCUCGGGCCCUCCACCACCACCCCCAAGUCGAGGACCAGUUCCACCACCGCCUCCAGCGAGAGAUACCCCAUCCGCGCCUCCCCCACUGCCCCCGAAGACAUCGGCAGCGCCAAUACCACCCCCUAUUCACAACAUACCACCACCACCUCCGCUGCCUCCGUCUUCGUCUCGACCAGCUCCACCUCCAGGCGCGGCACCAGUUCCACCGCCUCUACCCCCAACAAGCAAUGUAGCACCAAUACCUCCACCUCCACCGCCUAUGCCAAACAGAUCGAUUCCUCCUCCACCACCGAUGCCCAACAGCGGGGCACCGCCGCCCCCACCCCCUAUGCCAAACACAGGCGCUCCUCCGCCGCCUCCAAUGCCUCCUGGCUCUGUACCUCCUCCGCCGCCGCCCAUGCCUUCACGAAGUGCCGUAGCGCCACCUCCGCCUGGACCUCCACCACCACCAGGCGGCGGCGCACCUCUACCCAAACCGGCGGCCGGACGAGAUGGCUUAUUAGCGGAUAUCCGUGGAGGAGCGAGACUGAAGAAGGUUUCAGAUUCAGAGAAGAAGGACCGCAGUGCAGCGGCAGUUCCUGGUGCGGAACCUGCUGGGGGAGCUUCUGGUGGAGCCAGUGGCGCAGCUACACCUGGAGAUGCUGGCUUAGCUGGAGCAUUGGCUAGCGCCCUUGCGGCGAGGAAGUCUAAAAUGACGAGUCCGACAAAGAGGACUGGUAAACAAAGAAAGUUCAACCUGCUCAAAACAGCCUCAGCCCGAUAUACCGAGUCGAUUAUGGCUAUUUUCCGAUGCGGAUAUACCAGCUAUACGAUGUCAAACCCGCGGAAAGAGUUACUAGAAGACGUAUCAGAGCCUCUUGGCUAG